AUGGAAAACUACCGGCGCACCGAGCUGCUCGGCCAAGGAACGUACGGCAAAGUGUACAAGGCGCAUCACCUCCAAACAGGGCGCGUGGUGGCACUGAAGAAGACGAUUCUCUCCAGCGACGACGAGGGCGUGCCAGCCACAACGCUGCGCGAGGUGUCCAUCCUGCGCUCCCUGGACUCUCCCUAUGUGGUCAAGCUCGAGGAGGUGGUGCACACGGAGUCGCGCACGGGGACGCCCAUCCUGUUCCUCGUGUUCGAGUUCCUGGACCACGACCUGAAGCAGUUCAUGACGUCCAAGUACGGCAAGGGCGCCGGCAUCGAGCCGGCGCUCGCCAAGGAGUUCUGCUUCCAGAUCCUGCUCGGGCUGCGCUACUGCCACGCCUCCUCCAUCAUGCACCGCGACCUCAAGCCGCAGAACCUGCUGAUCGACGCGCAGACGUGCACGAUCAAGCUGGCGGAUUUCGGUCUCGGGCGCGUGUACUCGUUCCCAGUGGGCAAGUACACGCACGAGGUGGUGACGCUGUGGUACCGCGCGCCGGAGAUCCUCCUCGGCACCAAGCAGUACUCGACGGGCGUGGACAUGUGGUCGGUCGGGUGCAUCCUCGCAGAGAUGAUCGUCGGACGCCCCCUCUUCACCGGCGAGUCGGAGAUCGAGCAGCUGCUCUCCAUCUUCCGCCUCCUCGGCACCCCCACCGCAGACACGUGGCACGGCGUCGGAGAGCUCCGCGACUGGCACGAGUACCCCAACUGGAGGGCGCAGGACCUCGUGACCGCCGUGCCCGCCCUCGCCGCGCUCGGCAAGGACGGGCUGGAGCUGUUCGCUAGCAUGGUGCAGCUCGCGCCGAAGAAGCGCAUCUCCGCGCUCGACGCGCUCAAUAGCCCCUACUUUGAUGACAUUCGGCACAAGUACGCCGCAGGGGGGGAGAGGGCGCACGGCGCCGCGGAUGAUAAGGAGAAUGAGGCGAUGCGGAACGGGUUGUAG
Molecule: messenger RNA, 981 nt
Organism: Chondrus crispus (carragheen)
Lineage: Eukaryota; Rhodophyta; Florideophyceae; Gigartinales; Gigartinaceae
Product: Cyclin-dependent kinase B2-2, CDKB2-2
Exons: 1
Coding region: 1-981 (326 amino acids)
Biological process (GO): regulation of gene expression; protein phosphorylation; signal transduction
Cellular component (GO): cytoplasm; cyclin-dependent protein kinase holoenzyme complex; nucleus
Molecular function (GO): cyclin-dependent protein serine/threonine kinase activity; cyclin binding; ATP binding
Source: RefSeq, a predicted model, not a curated record